This is a messenger RNA of Colossoma macropomum (tambaqui), 1436 nucleotides long. RefSeq names its product Kv channel interacting protein 1 b (gene kcnip1b). Gene Ontology annotation, molecular function: potassium channel regulator activity; calcium ion binding; transmembrane transporter binding. NCBI's taxonomy places the organism in Eukaryota, Metazoa, Chordata, Actinopteri, Characiformes, Serrasalmidae. Gene Ontology annotation, biological process: regulation of potassium ion transmembrane transport. The transcript is spliced from 8 exons. Gene Ontology annotation, cellular component: voltage-gated potassium channel complex. The record is from RefSeq and is a predicted model, not a curated record. Bases 694 to 1371 code for a protein of 225 amino acids.
AGGUGAGUGAAGAUCUUGCAGAAUAACCUGCAACCUCCAGCAGCAAACGUCCAGCAGAGUCCAGAGAACGUCCAGCAGAGCCCAGGAGACCAUCCAGACCAGACUGAUGCUCGUCUCCAUGGGCGCCUGGCUGUUACGGAGCAGAGAGGUGCGUGAGUGUGCGUGGGGCUCGAGCACGUCCUCUCCAGCCGCUCAAUAAUUCAACACCUCUGGCAGCCUGCAGCACACCAACUUUUCCUUUUCAGAAGAACUUUCCGACAGCAGGCGUUCCCCCACGCUCCCUCUUCCGUCUGGAGAGAGACGAGGCUUCAGGGCAGCAGACUUAGCGUGUGAGGUGUGUGUGACUGACGGCGGGCGUGUGUGUGCUUUGAGUGGGUGUGUUUGCUCAUGACGGAUCAUCAAACAAGCCAGAAAAGCAGUGGACAUUAUCAUCUGGACUUUAAGAGUGCGCCGUCUGACCAAGCAUCACCAGAACUGAGCUGAACUCCUGAAGAAGCCUCCCUUUUCCUAAUGAAAGCCGUGUGAAAUAAAAAGCUCUGUGGACUUUUAGGGGGGAAACCGCAGCCCGUUCCAUAUGGGACUGCCCUCAGACUCGAACCCAGCUAAGGGUCUCCAGCAGAAGGAGAUUUCUGCAGUGUGUAGGAUCUGUUAGAAGGGGGAGAGGGGGGCAGCUCGACCCCCUUCACACUCACCAUGGCUGGCUGCACUAGCCGCUGCAGACAGGGGGUGCUCAAGCUCAUCCAGUCUUUUCAAAGACUCGUCUCAGGAACACUAACGAAAGAUAAGGUGGACGAUGAGUUGGAGAUGACCAUGGUGUGUCAUCGUCCUGAGGGCCUGGAGCAGCUCGAGGCUCAGACCAAUUUCAGCAAACAAGAACUACAAGUCCUCUACCGCGGCUUCAAAAAUGAGUGUCCCAGCGGAGUGGUGAACGAGGAGACGUUUAAACACAUCUACGCCCAGUUUUUCCCUCAUGGCGAUGCCAGCACGUACGCACACUAUCUGUUUAAAGCUUUCGACACCACAAAUAACGGCUCCAUAAAGUUUGAGGAGUUUGUAAUGGGGCUGUCCACUCUUCUGCGAGGGUCGGUCAGAGAGAAGCUGGAAUGGACUUUUCAUCUGUACGACAUCAACAGAGACGGGUUCAUCAGCAAAGAGGAAAUGACAGAGAUUGUUCGGGCCAUCUAUGAUAUGAUGGGGAAGUACACUUACCCUGCUCUGAAAGGAGACGUGCCUAAACAGCAUGUUGAUGCUUUCUUCCAGAAAAUGGACAAGAACAAAGACGGAGUCGUGACACUGGAGGAGUUUAUCCUAGCAUGCCAGGAAGAUGAAAUGAUGAUGAGGUCCAUGCAGCUCUUUGAAAAUGUAAUGUAAAGAAGGCAAGCAGAGAGAGAGAGAAGGAGAAUGCAUGACAAGAAGAGAGAGAGAGAAAGAGAGAG